Molecule: messenger RNA, 426 nt
Organism: Exophiala spinifera
Lineage: Eukaryota; Fungi; Ascomycota; Eurotiomycetes; Chaetothyriales; Herpotrichiellaceae
Exons: 3
Coding region: 1-426 (141 amino acids)
Source: RefSeq, a predicted model, not a curated record
AUGGCUCCAACGGUUAUCGGUAAACGUCUGGCGAGCCAUUGGGGCUGGUCAUCUGAAGAGCAUCCAAACAGCAUUACCUGGUUUCUUCCACAAAAUACACGAGUCGGUGUCGACCAAUUCUACCGGUUCGGGAUCACGGAAGCCUGGAAGGUGAACCCUUCGUCCGACGGAAAGAUGCGAAUUAUUCUACACUACAAGGAUAGCAUAGACGGUCCCAGUAAGCCGUAUGAGAGACUUACGAGAACUCCCUCCUACCCCGUGCCUGGUACGCCAGAGCAAUUCGAAAUCGGAUUCAUCUACGACUCGGAGAUUGGCGAACGUUGGUCUUUCAAAGAUAUUCUUGGCAGAGCAUGGAUGACUCGCGUUCAGUCUGUCCCUCGCCCGGACGAAGUGGACUACGUCAAUGAUCAGGUCGCAGAGUGGUAG